AUCAGCUGAUGUAUAUAAACAACGAUUUCGCAUUGCAACACCACUUCAACAAAAUGUAGGCUGCUAGAGAAAACCACGAUAGAUUUGUGCUUAGAAAUGGAACCUAGGUGAAAUCCAGACGGAACAGAAAAGGCGAGAAAAUGACGAACUCAAUACAACAUGCAAAUAUGAACCACAACAUCUCCAUGAUGCGACGGCAGAAAAAACGGAGUAUACGGAGUAAUUUUAACGGGUUCCACCCUCGGCGUCCCCCGAAGUGCGGGCAGGACGGGUGUUGUGUUCUUCGCUGCUGGCCAAGCGAGGGUUAGGCAUCGAAACAAGCACAACAGAUCCCGAUUCCAAGCCCAAAAUACACAACAAGGAGCACAGACUAUAAACACACAUCAUACGCAUUGCAACAUCUACAUCGGAGAGAAUUUCGCUACCAAGUUGCAGGCGGCUUUUCAGUUUGAGAAAUCCCUCCGGCAGAUUGAUCCUGAAGACGGAUUUGUGCAGUGCAAGUUUGAUCCUUUCAAACGGUACCAGGAGAUGAAUUUGUCCGGCAUGGCAGCGAGGAUGAAGGAGUGCCCCAAUGCUGGUGGUGAUUCAGUUGAGUCAGAGGUAUUGAGUUUGGAGUUGCUCCAUCGGUGCUUCGGGGCCAAGCUGUUGAAGACCGAGAUGGAGGUGCAGUACUUCCCGUACGGGGGAUCCAUCGUCGACUACACCUGCGAGAUGUUUGGGGUCAGUUUGGGCGUGUCCGUUACCAGGGCGAUGAAGUACAAGGGAGAGUUUGAGAAGGAGGACGCAGAGAAGUUGUUGGGCAAGAAGUUGAGGGGUAUCAUGAACGCUACCCAGAAUGCAUUGGAUAAAUGGUCCAAGCAGAUCCUCCACAUCUGGGCGACCUCCACCAAGGUCGCUGACGUCUUGACCUCCGUAUACCAUGACCUUUCACCUCAGUUGAGGACCAAUACCGUUGUAUUGGUUACCAUAGUAACCACUCCCCAGCAUUCCUUGUUCAAGAACUCAAGAUGACCCAUGCUGUCAAUAUAAUUUUAUAUAUUUUUGUAUGGAAAUCUUGUAUUUGUAUUCAUGAAAUACAGUCUGUCUUUCAUUUCGAAAGUAUAAUUGAAUUUAUGUUCAAACCCCAUCGCAAUAUUGAAUACUUUUAUGUUUUAUAUAUACUUUUUAUCUGAAUUUCUAAAGAAAUACUUUUAUUAUGCAACCUCUAUUGAAAGCUGAAUUUUUUAUAAUGGACAAACAGUGGCGUACCUAAGAUUUUCCACAGGGGGGGCAAAUUUGUCCACCAAAAAAUUUGACGAGCAAAAACAAACAAAAAAGGUCUUCAACCACAAAUAAAGGAUUUCGAACCAGAUAAAAAUUUGACAAGCAAAAAAAAAAAAGAAAAAAAAAAGGUCUUCAACCACAAAUAAAGGAUUUCGUACCAGAAAAAAAUUUGACAAGCAAAAAAAAAAAAGGUCUUCAAGACUCGUCAGGGGGGGGGGGGCAGGGGUAUGUCCCUCGCAUGGGUUGUGACUCGUCAGGGGGGACAGUCUGCGCCCCCCCUCCCCCCCCCCCCGAAGGUACGCUAGUGUGGACAACUCACCAUGCUUUUAUUUUUCUACAAUUUUAUGCAGUAUUUUCUAUCACCAAAUAUGUUUCAACUCAAGUGUGCAGAUGCAUGUAUGCUGAUGUCUGUACUAAAUGCAAGCAAUGCUCUACAAGUAAAAACUAUGCAGUUAACCUAGUUAGCUAAAUUCAAAAUAGUUUAGUUCUCAAUAAUCUACCUAAAUUUUCCAACUCACUUGUGAAGUUAACUGAAAGCUAAUGAAGUCAGCUUAGAAAUAAAUUCAUCAAGAACUUGUACUUACAUAUGUCGAGAAAGAGAGGGAGAGAGAGAGGGGGAGAGAGGGAGAUAGAGAUAUUGAGUAGAGAGAAAAUGUAGUUUGGGAGGUGCUAGUAAUUAAGUAAUAGAAAAACCUCAUGUGUCGCAAGCAAUAUAUUUAUUGUAAUUUAUCUGCCAGAGUGCAUUAACUGUUUGUAUUUAGUUUCAUAACUUUGUAUUUUUAUGCUAGAUAACUUUUCUUCACUUCAUAAAAAAUAUAUCAAAGAACCAAAUGUGAGGAAUAGAUCAAUGAAAUUCAUAUUUUUAUAGUUUUUGUAAAUAAAAAUUGCUUCACAAGCACUAUCUAAUGUUAUAAAAAAAAGUAAAAUAUAUUCAUGUGUUCCAAGAGCGGAUAAGAAAAAAAAUACACAGGGUUAUUAUCUAAUCAACAGAUAUUUCAUGAAAUUCAUAAAUGUUUCCUGAUUUUUUCUGAAAAAAAAUUAAACAUAAGAUUUUGUUUUAUUACUUUUUGAAGAAAUCAUGAUUCCAAUUUUGUAAAAUUAUACCAUCGUCAGUAAUAGUUGUUUUGGUUCAACCUGAGCAUAUAAAAAGUCAGCAAGUUUAUAUCGACAUUUGGUUUGCCAAUAUAUUAUAUAUGAGGAUGUCCAUGAACUAUGGAAAAAAUUUUCUUCAAGCUACACCACUUUAUAACGAGCUUUAUUUGUAAAUUCCAUUAAUUACUUUGGGAAGGCUGAAUAUUAAAAGGUAAACAACAAUUAA
Lytechinus pictus (painted urchin) is the source of this 2581-nucleotide messenger RNA. Its product is annotated as AAC-rich mRNA clone AAC4 protein-like. Bases 529 to 1011 code for a protein of 160 amino acids. NCBI's taxonomy places the organism in Eukaryota, Metazoa, Echinodermata, Echinoidea, Temnopleuroida, Toxopneustidae. The transcript has 3 exons. The record is from RefSeq and is a predicted model, not a curated record.